AUGACGGCAAAGACAGGAGAUAACAAGAUCCGAAGAUCCAGAAACGGCUGCAACGAAUGUCGACGUCUCCACCGAAGAUGCGGGGAGCAGAAACCGGCCUGCGAAACAUGUGUGACCGAUGGGAAAGAAUGCUCGUAUGAGAGGACCUUAGGCUGGAUCACUGGAACGUCGAAACGAGCGAACGCGAGAGCACGACGAGCGCAAGUUCGUAAUGGAGUCGUCUCACCGCCUGCGAGUAAUUCUUCCUCAAGCGACGACGACGCCACAUCACUGCAAGCUCUCCCAGGACUACCGGGAACUGUGAAUUGGCUCCCCUGGCUCUCAACUCGACAUCGUUCUCUCGUUGCGCAUUUCGCAAACACCACCUGCUCGAUUUCGUUCUUGGAUAUCAAAUCCCACCAUAGUCUCUGCUCGGCGAUUCUGCCCCUUGCGCUGGAUACGACAUGGAGCUUCCAUCUCGUGGCAGCUAUUUUGUGUGUGUCUAUGACCCAUCGGACGUCACUGGGAUUAGAGACGGAUGCGAGUGAGAUUGAUUACUGGGAAUCGAUGGCCGUGGGGCAUUUAAGACGGCAGAAAGUCAACCACGACGAGACGUCGGAGAACGUCUUCGCGACGACGGCUCUGCUGCUCUGUAUGAAGGAGAUUAUUUCGGGCGGUGAGAAGGCGCAUUCGUGGCGAGCGCAUCUUCAAGGCGCGAUGGCGGUUUUGGAGAAACCUACCCUGGAAGGGACGCUGGAACGAGAACACCUCCGAAAACUCGGGCAGACGAUGCAGCGGCUCGCGUUGAUUUUCUGCCUGCCUACACAUGCGAAGGUGAAGCCUGUGUGUUCCAGUCCGUUCCACUUCUCAUCGUGUGAUUACUUCGACGAAGAACUGGGCUUCUCAGCCGCAAUCCUCCACACACUGCACGACAUCGAGCAAGUCGCCGCCGACAUGACGGCUCUUCUCCAUCUCGAACACGCCUCAACGGGCCAAGACAUCGACAUGGAAAGUCUCUGGGCCUCACUGAUGGACCGCAUCAACGCCCUAGUCAAGCAAAGCGAAGUCAUCCUGGAGGACCUCGCCGCUCUGAAAGAAGAAGUCGAAUCCGCGACCGAACUGACCGAGCACGAAGAAUUCGCCCUGCUGAACCAGGCGUACUACCACAUCACGCUCUCACAGGUUCAGCUGCGGUUACUAGGCCACGACGUCGACAGCGACCACGUCCAAGAAGCGCUCGCGAGCGCCAUGCACUGCGUCCAGAAGAUCAAAUUCCGCGACCACUCGUCCCCGGCCAUGGCGCUGCUGCAGCCGGCGUUCAUCAUCGGCUGUUUCGCGGGUUCGGGGGAGAUGAGGGAGCAGGUGCUGGCGGUGUUGGACACGAUGAAGAGGCAGCAUGGACGGGAGAAUGCGAAGAGGGCGAGGGAGUUGUUGGUGGAGUUGUGGGUGAGGCGGGAUGGGGAGUCGGAUGUCGCGAGGGAGGAGAGGUUGCAUUUGAGGCAGAAGUUGGGGGUUCCGCAUCGUGCGCGGUCGUAUGAAUGGUCGGAUUUGAUGGCUGAGAAGGGGUGGGAUUUAUGUUUGUGGUAG
Zasmidium cellare ATCC 36951 is the source of this 1566-nucleotide messenger RNA. RefSeq lists its product as uncharacterized. Gene Ontology annotation, molecular function: zinc ion binding; transcription cis-regulatory region binding; DNA-binding transcription factor activity, RNA polymerase II-specific. The record is from RefSeq and is a predicted model, not a curated record. NCBI's taxonomy places the organism in Eukaryota, Fungi, Ascomycota, Dothideomycetes, Mycosphaerellales, Mycosphaerellaceae. Gene Ontology annotation, biological process: positive regulation of transcription by RNA polymerase II. Gene Ontology annotation, cellular component: nucleus. The transcript has a single exon. The coding region runs from base 1 to 1566 and encodes 521 amino acids.